Clunio marinus is the source of this 2607-nucleotide messenger RNA. NCBI's taxonomy places the organism in Eukaryota, Metazoa, Arthropoda, Insecta, Diptera, Chironomidae. The record is from the annotation of a GenBank genome assembly.
ACGUAUGAGUUUCUGUUUUGAAAAAAUGAGUAAAAUCAUAAGAGCAGAAAACUGAAUGUUCAGAUGUUCGGCGGUACGCAAGCGAGUAACAUUUAAACCGCGAGUUUUAAGAAUAUUAAUUUAAUUUUUUUUCGGUAAUUACGUGCAUGAAUAGGUAAUAAUGAGUUUAAUUAAUGUGAAGCAAGGGUGUAAACAGUACAAUUCAAAUACGUCCGAUACAAAGACGGUAUUGAAGAAUUUAAACAUGACAGUAAAACAAGGAUCAAUUUAUGCAUUAAUGGGAUCAUCCGGUUGUGGUAAAACCACGCUAAUAUCAUGUCUUGUUGGAAUAAAUAGUUUAGAUUCGGGAGAGAUUGAAAUCUUUGGUGCACCAAAUAGCAAGAACAACAAAGGAAAUAUCGGUUACAUGCCACAAGAAACCGCACUUAUCAAUUGCUUUAAUGUCCGAGAAAUGAUUUGGUUCUAUGGAACAAUUUACGGAAUGACUUCUGAGAAAAUCAAUGAAAGAUUUUGGUUUUUAAGUCAAUUGCUUGAUCUUCCAGAUGAAGAGCGUCUUAUAAAGGAAUGUAGUGGUGGUCAACAACGUCGAAUUUCAUUUGCAUUGACGUUAGUUCAUGAACCUGAGCUUUUGGUGCUUGAUGAACCAACUGUUGGUGUUGAUCCUCUACUGAGAGCGAGAAUUUGGGAAUACUUAAUUGAUAUCACAAUUAAAAAGAAUGUCACAGUUCUUGUAUCAACACAUUACACCGAAGAAGCAAAACAAUCUUCACAUGUUGGCCUUUUACGACAUGGCGUUUUGAUAGCAGAAGAUACUCCAAAAAAUAUUUUAGAAAAGUGUGAAGCACUGAACUUAGAAGAAGCCUUCUUGAAGUUGAGUGAAAAGCAAGAGGUGGACAAUGUGAAUCAAAAUGUAACGUCACAAAACUCGCCAUACAUUGAAAUGGAUGUUGUCACUGCAAAACCAACAGCACAACGUUUGAAGACUGUUCGAACUCAUAAGUACACCACACAAUCAAAUAUCAGAAUAACACAAGCACUGUUAAUGAAAAAUUUGAUUCAAGUUGCUCGUAAUAUUGAUGUGCUUGCAAUAACAAUGUUGGUUCCCUUAAUCACCUGCUUCUGUUUACAUUAUGCAGCUGGUGGAAGGAUUAAAUAUCUGACAAUUGGAAUUAUUAAUAAUGAAGUCACUAAUUAUAAAGAUUGUCUUAAUCAAUCAGUGUCGUCAGUUGUUCCAUCUGGAUUUGAUUGUAUUUUGCAUAAAGUGUCAUGUCGUUUUAUUAACGAGUUUGACGAUAACAUUGCAGAAAAGAAAUUUUACGACUCUUACGAAGAAGCUUAUCGAGAUACGAGAGAAGGAAAAAUUCUUGGCUUUGUUCUGUUUGACGCCAAUUUUUCAAGUAGUUUACCACUUUUUAAUGACGAUGUUGAAGAUGAUUACAGUGAUAAUGGAUUGAUUCAAGUUUUUCUCGAUCAAACUGAUCUGCAAAAGACAUCUUAUAUUCAAAGAAAACUUUAUGAGACCUACAAAAACUUUACUGAAGGUUUGAUGACAGCUUGUAAAAGAUCGAGAAAAGCUGGAAAUGCGCCAAUUCGUUUUGAUGCUGCUGCAGGCGAAUUAAAUUUUGACAUGAGAGGAACGAUGAUUCCUGGAUAUAUUAUUGGAACUUUCUUCUCAAUUGCUGCUUACUUGACAUCAGUUGGGAUUAUAACACAACGUGCUGAUGGAACAUGGAAUCGAAUAAUUGUAGCUGGUGCUACACCAAUUCACUUCUUAUUAUCUCAUUUAAUUGAAGGAACAUUAAUUUUACUGAUUCAAUGUCUGGAAUUUUAUCUUUACAUUACAAUAUUCUUGACUCCUACAAUUAAUAUUGAUUCAGCAAUAACCAUUGGAUUGAUUUUAUUCGGUGUUGGAUUUUCUGGUCUUACUUUUGGUUUAUUGACGUCAGUAAUCAUGACAACAGUGAUGUCAUCGUUAAUGUUCUCUCAAAUUAUAGCGUAUCCUCUUGGCUUCAUCAGUGGUUUGAUGUGGCCAAAAGAAGCUCUCCCGUAUGGAUUGGAAUAUGUUUCAUACUUAUCACCAUUCACACUUCCAACGAUCGCUCUCAGAAGAAUUUUCGUGCAAGAUUCGACAGUUUUUGAGCCGCAAGUUUAUUUCGCUUUACUUGUUCUGCUUGCUUGGAUAAUAAUUUUGCUUGGGUCCAGUUUUUGGUUUAUACGAGAUAAAUCCGAAACAAAAGAUAAAUAAGAAGUGCUAAUUGGAUCAUAAUUUAAUACUUACUGAAAUAAAUGAUAAAGAAGCGGAGAACCAAAUGAGUAAAUUAUGAUCUUUGACCUUACUUUAACUUAAAAAUAUUUAUUUGUGAAUAGUUUUUGCGUCUCGUUUGUUAUGAUAAAUUGCAAAGAAUGUGGCAUGUCAGAGACAGUAAGAUUUGAAUUUAUCACAGAAAAUUGUUAAAAAAAUAACCUGUCAAACUCUUGAAAUUGAAUAUUUUGUAAAAGAUUUUUUUCUUUCUUAUUUCAUUCCAACAAUACCGAAGAUUUUAUUUGUUCUGUUUGCUGAAACCACGUAAGAAAAGAAUAAAAAAAGAUUUAACAAUUUUAAACAAA